Messenger RNA from Prunus mume (Japanese apricot), 2690 nucleotides. RefSeq names its product Pentatricopeptide repeat (PPR) superfamily protein. Gene Ontology annotation, molecular function: protein binding. Lineage: Eukaryota; Viridiplantae; Streptophyta; Magnoliopsida; Rosales; Rosaceae. The record is from RefSeq and is a predicted model, not a curated record.
UCUCUGCAAAUCUUUCCUUCUCCUCUCCCUCUCUCUCAAAAAUGUGGUAUUGGGUCUUUGUGUUUAUCAUUUUCCAACUUACUCAGUACCCGGAGUCUCAUCCAGCGUGUAAGGUUAACAAGUGGCAGAGUUGUCAUCGUGCCUGGUAAUCCUUAUCCUCUCCCUUUCAUUUUCUCAAAUGGGUCUUUUAGAUUAGAAAACCAUUUCUACCAUUGAACAAUAUGCUGAACCAGUAUCUCAAAACUUCAAUUGCUUCGACGCGAGGCCUAUUUUUCAUCAAUUUAUUCCCUUUCAAGAAUCAUUCCGUAUCUCUCUGCUGCUCUAAUGCUAGUAUCUUUGGAUGUGUGCGAUCCCCAGUUGAAUCCAUAUCUCAUGUUCGAACUUAUAUGAUCUCUACAUCUUCUUCUUAUCUCCUGGUGCCAUUUCUAGGCACCCCUUGUUUGAAUUUGGUCAAAUUAUCGCAGCCCCUGAAUGCGCUCGCUGCGUUUAGGGUCUCUGUGCGUCAUUUUUGUUCGGAGAUUGUUACAGUGGAUCAAAGUUUUGACUGUGAUGGGAGGAGUGGUAUUGAGGACGAGUCAUUAGAAGGUGAUGUAGAUAAGUUUUGGGAGGCCAUUACGGAUAACUCUAACGCAUAUUGUAAUAUGGAGAAAGCUCUUGAUCAAGUUGGUCUACCAUUGACUACUCCGUUGGUUGUUGGGGUGCUUCAUAGGCUUCGUUUUGAGGAGAAACUAGCAUUUAGGUUCUUUAUGUGGGCAGGCCGCCGAGAAAAUUAUGUUCAUGAAUCUCUGGCGUACAAUGAUAUGAUUGACAUAUUAUCGUGCACGAGGUAUAAGGUGAAGCAGUUUCGAAUUGUUUGUGACUUACUGGAUUAUAUGAAGAGGCACAACAAGAGUAAGGUUCCUGUUGAGGUUCUCUUAACAAUUUUGAAGCAAUACACGGAAAAGCAUCUCACCUAUCUGCAGAAAUUCGCCAAGAAGAAGCGGAUACGGGUGAAGACGCAGCCGGAAAUCAAUGCGUUGAACCUGCUAUUGGAUGCCCUGUGUAAGUGCAGUCUGGUUCAAGAUGCUCAAGACAUGUUACAGAGGGUGAAGAAAAAGGUUAAGCCUGAUGCAAAUACGUACAACAUUUUGUUUUUUGGUUGGUGUAGAGUUAGGAAUCCGACUCGAGGAAUGAAGCUACUAGAAGAGAUGAUCCAAAUGGGUCAUGCACCUGAUAAUUUCACGUACACUACCGCCAUUGAUGCCUUUUGCAAAGCAGGGAUGGUGUCUGAGGCAGCUGAACUUUUUGAAUUCAUGCGAACCCGAGGUUCUACAAUUUCUUCUCCCACUGCAAAAACUUAUGCAAUUAUGAUUGUGGCUCUUGUGCAGAAUGAUAGAAUGGAGGAGUGCUUCAAACUUCUCGGACAUAUGAUAAACAGUGGUUGCCUUCCUGAUGUUUCUACAUACAAGGAAUUACUUGAAGGAAUGUGUUUGGCUGGAAAGGUUGAGGAGGCUUACAAGUUUUUGCAAGAGAUGGGAAACAAAGGUUACCCUCCUGACAUCGUUACUUUUAACUGUUUUCUCAAGGUUCUUUGUGACAAUAAAAAUAGUGAGGAAGCACUUAGGCUUUAUGGAAAAAUGAUAGACGUAGGUUGUAUGCCUAGUGUGCAGACUUAUAAUAUGCUGAUUUCAAUGUAUUUUGAGAUGGGUGAUCCUGAUGGGGCAUUUGAGACUUGGCAUGAGAUGGAUAAGAGGGGCUGUGCACAGGAUACCGAUACUUACUGCAUGAUGAUUGAAGGGCUUUUUGGUUGCAAUAAAGUGGAAGAUGCGUGCUGCCUAUUGGAAGACGUCGUAAACAAGGGAAUGAAAUUGCCAUAUAGCAAGUUUGACUCGUUUCUGAUGCAGCUUUCAGUGAUUGGUGAUCUCCAAUCCAUCCACAGGCUUUCAGGUCAUAUGAGACAGUUCUACAAUCCUUCUAUGGCGAGACGUUUUGCGUUGAACCAGAAGCGGAGGAGCAUGAGUUUGAGAGGGAGCUAAUAAAGUUUGUUCAUACUGUUAUGAUGAUUUCUUUCAAAGUGCCCCUAUGGAAUCAAAAAGGGAAAAGGAAGAAGAAGCUUGAUGACAUUAGCAAAUUGAGAAGGGAUCAUCAAGAUAAAAUUUUGAUGCUAUACCAGGUGGUCAACUAUGCCUCAGACUGGAGUGAAUGCAGUUGGAAACUAACAUGAAGAAUUUGCUACUGACUUUAUGACCGCAAAUCCUAAAUGUUAUGUUGACUGCAGAGCUGUCGGAUUUGAGACUGUUCUUGCAAAGGAGUGCGGAAGCAGGGUUUGGAGAGCUGCUAGUUGAACUUGAGGGUGAUGCGGAGGUGUUGAAUUGAAUCCAUGGACCAUACGGCAGAUGGAUCAUUGAGGUGAUUACAUACAUACGGCAGAGUAGAAUUGGUGCACAUCGUGUUCUAGUUAAGUAGAGGAGUUGGAUUGUGAUAUUUUUGAGCGAUGGGGGAACUUUUUUUUUUCUUUCUUUCCUGUCUUUGUUUGAACUGUGGAACUGAUUGAGAAAUGUUUGUGGAGGAUUUGAAUAGUACUCAGUACAGCACCGUAGCAGUGUGUAUUUUGCGUUGUAGCUCUUUUAGCCCUUGGGCUUGCUAAAUGUUGAGGGAGCUGUUUUGCAUUGAUUAUCUCAUUUUACUGUAAAGAAAAAAAAAUUGAAACU